This is a messenger RNA of Adineta steineri, 2169 nucleotides long. The record is from the annotation of a GenBank genome assembly. NCBI's taxonomy places the organism in Eukaryota, Metazoa, Rotifera, Eurotatoria, Adinetida, Adinetidae.
AUGUAUCAUCAUUUUCUAAUUAAUUUAAUUCAACGUUUUUCCUUCCUUCAACAAUAUCUCAUAAUUUUAUCCUUAUCCUCGGUCUUCCUUCUAAUAUUCAAUCGUUGGUGGUGUAUCUUAUUAUUGCCUUUAAGUACAAUAAUUGCAAAUAUUGUAAUAAAACGUUUAUCUCAUACGAAUCAAUCACCAUUGAAAAUAUCUGGUUAUAUAUAUAAUAUUUUCAUUCGAAAACGAACAGAUGAUAAAAUUAGUGAUACAACCCAUUCAUUUGAAAUAUCCCUACAAAAAGAAUGUGAUACAUAUAUUCGAAUAAUAAUUGCUCGUUAUAUAAGUGUUUGGUAUUAUCCAUUAAUAUCAACCGAUCAAGAAUUUCCUGAAGAUUUAAUAAUUAUAUUUGAUAUAAUUUUAAAUCGUUUAAAUGAUCGUCUUAAAUCUUUAAAUUCUUAUGAUCUAAUUCGUCGUAUAAUUAAUUUAAAACAUAAACAUAUGGAACAAUAUUUACAUGCAAGUGAUUCAUAUAGAAGACAACGUAGAGAAAAUCGAAUAAGUAAAUCAGUUGUUGAAGAAUUUUCACAAAUUAUUGGUUUUCAUCGAUCAAUUGUAAAUAAUGAUAUACAUGCAUAUUUAAAAGCAUUGAGUGAAUUAUUUUUAACAGAUUUAGUACCAGAAUCUUUUCAUGUUUAUUCUGGUAGUCAUACAGGAAAAGAAUUUCUUACACAAAUUAUUGUUAAUUGUAUAUUUUUACCAUUGUUUAAUACGUUUUCUAAUCCACGAAUGAUUUAUUAUUUAAUUGUUAUUCUAUUCGAAACAGAAGAACAGAAAAAUGCUAUUAGAAUGAAUGAAGAUUCUUUAAUAGUACAACCUACAGCGAAUAUUAAUGAAAAUGAACCUCCGAUGUUAGCAGAAGAUCCUGUUGAUCAACCAAAUCAUAAUGACGAACGUAGAGGAUCACGUUUGGAACGCAUUAUUUAUUCAGCGACUAUCAGUUCACAUGAAAUAGCCUAUAAUGCCAGGACUGGCGCACCUUAUACUGCUUAUGUUAUACAAAUGGAAACGAAGUCUCCAUAUGCAGCCAAUACUAUUCAUCAAUAUUCAGUUCGACGACGUUUUAGUGAAUUUUUGAAUCUACAUAGAAGAUUACAACAAAAUCCCAUAACAGGCCGACAUUCUUAUGAUAUUGAUGAAAUUUUUCGUGCUCUUCCUAUUCCAAUUGAUAGUAUGAAUUCAGAAAUUAUUCAUCGACGAAAAUGUAUACUUGAUCAAUAUAUUCAAAAAUUAAUUUCAAAUGAAGUUCUCAAUUGUUCACAUGAUGCUCUUGAAUUUUUUGCUUAUAAUUCUGAUCCGAAUAUACUAUUUGAACCAUUAGCACCUACUAGAUUACCAGUUCCACGUCCUGAUAAAGCAUUCCUUCGUACUAUAUCGGAUGUUGGUACUAAACUAAAUAAUUUACUUCCAACUAAACGUGAAUUACAAAUACGUGAAACAUUUCAAUUAAAUAUUACACCAACAUAUGAAAAAACAUCGUCUACUAUGGAUGAGUUACGAUAUUUUGUUCGACAAUCAUCAUUACGAUCUACGUCAAAUUCUUUAACAUUAAAUCCUACUGAUACGGAAUUUUUACAAUCGUUGUUAACACGUCCUUCGAUUGCAACAUCGCGUCGAAAAGAGAAACUUCAAUCCGAUAUACCAUUAACUGACACAACACUUAAUUUAAUCCAAACAUGUUUACAUUCUCGCGAUAAAAUGAUUAAUUAUGAAUCUACGCAUCGAAUUCUUCGUACAAUUUUUGGUCAUUUGAUUGAAGAAUUUUUAAAAGAACAAAUUGAUGAUAUACUUUCCAAAGAAAAUAUUCUUAUGUAUUUGGUUGACAUACGCGAAAAAGUUCUUUGGCCUGCUGAUGAGAAUACAUUUAUCCCAAUGAAAAAUGUUAAACGUCGAGCACUUAAUGCAUGUAUCAAUAAAAUUCCAAGUUGGCUUCAACAAAUCGUCGGUGUAGAUAAUGUUCGUCGUGUAAUUAGUAAUUUACUUGAUUGUUUAAGCCAUGAAGAACUUAAUCGACAUUUUAUUUGUAAUUUAUUUGAUUUAUUUAUCGAACAAUUAAUACCUAAUAUGGCAACAGAAGAUUUUUUGAAGAAAUAUGUUCAGAUGCAUGCUGGUGUUCGAUCAUAG